Messenger RNA from Antechinus flavipes (yellow-footed antechinus), 8207 nucleotides. It is a transcript of the gene TRPM5, whose product is annotated as transient receptor potential cation channel subfamily M member 5. The record is from RefSeq and is a predicted model, not a curated record. The transcript has 27 exons. NCBI's taxonomy places the organism in Eukaryota, Metazoa, Chordata, Mammalia, Dasyuromorphia, Dasyuridae. Bases 1 to 4260 code for a protein of 1419 amino acids. Gene Ontology annotation, cellular component: membrane. Gene Ontology annotation, molecular function: calcium-activated cation channel activity; ligand-gated calcium channel activity. Gene Ontology annotation, biological process: calcium ion transmembrane transport.
AUGACGUGGUGGCUCCUUGCCAUGGCACGGAUGGACAGUAUAAAUUAUGGUCAGGAGCCCAUCCCUAAAGGCAGGAGGGCAGAAAGCCUCCGAUGCCAUAUCCUAGGGUCUCAGGGAUUGGAGGCCGUGAGGGUGACCCUCCAGCUUGAGGGGCCCACUGGCGGCCAGCACGGCGCAUGGGCCCAGGAAGGCCGGUCUGUCUGGACCCGGCCCUCUCCACGGAGAGACAAAGAAUCGGCUUUCUCCGCCAGGACCGGGCUGGGUGACCCACCUGCCGGCCUCCUGCAUCAUGUCAGGCUCCAGAGACGGCAGACAGAGCCUGGGCCUCAGAAGUGUCCGGUGGAAAAGCGGGAGCACCAGAGACAAGCUGGGCGCGUCCUCUCCCAGGUGAGCCCCGAGACGGCUUUGCCAGAAGUGGGGGGGGCAGGGCAGCAGCCGGGGAGGGAGCUCAGGGCGGCUGUUGGCAGGACAGGCAGAAGCCACCUGUCAGGCCCGUGGGACCCUGGGAUUAGAGCUGCCGUGCCAGGACCCCUCCUCUCUCAGGGCCUCCGCUCCGCCUGCAUUAGCCCGCCCGGACUCUGCUGCUCUGCUCCUGGACCUUCCACGAGCCCUGUGGCUCUCGGGUGGGCUUGGGGGGAGGGGAGGCGGGAGCAGCUCUCCUCUCAGGGUCCCUUGUUCUGCCCCCUCCCCUUUCCUCCCUUCUGGGCCCCGCCCCGCAGAGAGCGAGCCCCGGCCACGGCCCGUGGGCCCUGUCCAAGGUACCCGCCGACAGCCGGGAGCAGGAGGGAGGCCGGAGGCUGGCGAGACUGGCGCUGUCGGCAGGGAGAGAUCCGCUUCGUGGGCGCGGGAAAGAGCCACGCCAAGUUCCUGAGGGUGCCCAGCGCCCUGCCCCCCGGCGUCCUCUUCGAGUUCAUGGUCAGCGAGUGGCACCUGCCCACCCCCAACCUGGUGGUGUCCCUGGUGGGUGAGGAGCGCAGCUUCCCCAUGAAGCCCUGGCUGCGAGACGUCCUGCGGAAGGGGCUGGUGAAGGCCAUGCAGAGCACAGGGGCCUGGAUAUUCACCAGCGCCCUGCGGGUGGGCCUGGCCAGGCACGUGGGCCAGGCCGUCCGGGACCACUCCCUGGCCAGCACGUCCAGCAGAGCCAGGGUGGUCACCAUCGGGAUCGUGUCCCUGCCCCGGGUCCUGCACGCGGAGCUUCUGGACAGCUCUCAGGACGAGAAGCCCAUCCUCUACAAGGCGGACGACGGCGGCCAGGGCAGCCUCUACUCCCUGGACAGCAACCACUCCCACCUCAUCCUGGUGGACCCCGGGCUGGACAGAGCCCCCCCUGCAGCCGGCACCCCCGGCCACGGGGACCCCACCAUCAGCCUCAGGCUCGUGCUGGAAAAGUACAUCUCUGAGCAGCGGACGGGUUAUGGAGGCAAAGGCAGCAUCGAGAUCCCCGUACUUUGCUUACUGGUCAAUGGGGGCCCGUGCACCCUUGAGCGAAUUUCCCAGGCGGUGGAGAACUCGGCCCCCUGGCUGAUCCUGGCGGGCUCCGGCGGCGUGGCCGACAUCAUGGCGGCCCUGGUGAGCCGGCCCCAGCUCAUCGUGCCCCCGGUCAUGGAGAAGCAGCUCAGGGAGAAGUUCCCCACCGAGAGCUUCUCCCGGGAGGACGUCCUGCACUGGACCGAGCUGCUCCAGGCCAUCGCCGCCCAGCAGCACCUGCUCACUGUCCACGACUUUGAGCGCGAUGGCUCCGAGGAGCUGGACACGGUCAUCCUGAAGGCUCUGGUUAAAGCCUGUAAGAGCCACAGCCAGGAGGCCCAGGAGUACCUGGACGAGCUCAAGCUGGCCGUGGCCUGGAACCGCAUCGACAUCGCCAAGAGUGAAAUAUUCAGCGGGGAUGUGGAGUGGAAGUCCGGAGACCUGGAGGAGGUGAUGAUGGACGCCCUGGUGAACGACAAGCCGGAGUUCGUGCGGCUCUUCGUGGACAACGGCGCCAGCGUGCCCGACUUUCUGACCUACGGGCGGCUGCAGGAGCUGUACCGGGCCGUGCCCCAGAAGAGCCUGCUCUGCCACCUGCUCCUCAGGAAGCACGAGGAGGGCAAACUGACGCUGGCGGGGCUGGGGGGCGGGCCUCCGGGGGGCCCCCCCUCCUUCUCCCUGCACGACGUGGCCCGGGUGCUCAAGGACUUCCUCCACGACGCCUGCCGGGGCUUCUACCAGGACGGCGGGCCGGCGGGCCGGAGGAGGCCCGACAAAGUGGCCGCCAAGCGCCUCGGUGGGCCAAAGUGGGCCCUGGACCUGACCCAGAGGAGCUCAGCACCCUGGAGGGACCUGUUCUUGUGGGCGGUGCUCCAGAAUCGGCACGAGAUGGCCAACUACUUCUGGGCCAUGGGGCAGGAGGGCGUGGCUGCCGCCUUGGCCGCUUGCAAGAUCCUCAAAGAAAUGUCCCACCUGGAGACGGAGGCCGAGGCCGCGCGGAGCAUGAAGGAAGCCAAUUACGAGCAGCUGGCGCUGGAGCUCUUCGGGGAGUGCUACAACAACAGCGAGGACCGAGCCUUCGCCCUCCUGGUGAGGAGGAACCGGGACUGGAGCAGGACCACGUGCCUGCACCUGGCGGCCGAGGCCGACACCAAGGCCUUCUUUGCCCACGACGGCGUCCAGGCCUUUUUGACCAAGAUCUGGUGGGGAGACAUGGCCACGGGCACCCCGAUCCUGCGGCUGCUCUGCGCCUUCUGCUGCCCCGUCCUCAUCUACACCAACCUGAUCACCUUCAGUGAGGAGCCCCCCCUGGAGAGUGGGCUGGAGCCCUUCAGAGAGCUGGACAGCCUGGACACGGAGAGGACGCUGCUUUUCCCCUCUCCCGGCAUCAGCCGGCCCCGGUCCCGCCUGACUUUCUCACGGUCCCGUAGGAGGGCCGAGGCGCCCGAGGGCCCGAGGGCCGUGUCCAGCCACUUCCUGCUGUCCCGGUGGAAGAAGUUCUGGGGGGCCCCGGUGACCGUGUUUCUGGGAAACAUGAUCAUGUACUUCGCCUUCCUCUUCCUCUUCGCCUACGUGCUCCUGGUGGAUUUCCGGCCCCCCCCGGACGGCCCCACGGGGCCCGAGGUGGCCCUCUACUUCUGGGUGUUCACACUGGUGCUGGAGGAAGUUCGACAGGGGUUCUUCACUGACGAGGACACCAACCUCCUGAAGAAGUUCAAGGUGUACGUGGAGGACAACUGGAACAAGUGCGACAUGGUGGCCAUCUUCCUGUUCACCGUGGGCGUCAGCUGCAGGAUGCUGAGCUCCGCCUUCGAGGCCGGCCGGACCGUGCUGGCCAUUGACUUCAUGGUCUUCACCCUGAGACUCAUCCACAUCUUUGCCAUUCACAAGCAGCUGGGGCCCAAGAUCAUCGUGGUGGAGAGGAUGAUGAAGGACGUCUUCUUCUUUCUCUUUUUCCUGACCGUGUGGCUCAUUGCCUAUGGGGUCACCACGCAAGCUCUGCUGCAUCCCAGGGACAGCCGCGUGGAGUGGAUCUUCCGGAGGGUCCUCUACAGGCCCUACCUGCAAAUCUUCGGGCAGAUCCCCCUGGACGAAAUUGAUGGGGCUCGGGUGAACUGCUCAGCUCACCCCCUUCUGCUGGAGAACUCGCCCUCGUGCCCCAACCUCUACGCCAACUGGCUGGUCAUCCUGCUUCUGGUCACCUUCCUGCUGGUCACCAAUGUGCUCCUCAUGAACCUGCUGAUCGCCAUGUUCAGCUACACCUUCCAGGUGGUCCAGGGCAACGCGGACAUCUUCUGGAAGUUCCAGCGUUACAACCUGAUCGUGGAGUACCACGAGCGCCCGGCCCUAGCCCCCCCCUUCAUCCUGCUCAGCCAUCUCAGCCUCGUCCUCAAAAAGGCCUUUAAGCAGGAGGAGCACAAGAGGGAGCACCUGGAGCGAGACUUGCCUGAUAACCUGGACCAGAAAAUCGUCACCUGGGAAACCGUUCAGAAGGAAAACUUUUUGGCCAAUCUGGAGAAAAGGAGGAAAGAAAGUACCAUGGAGACCCUAAAGAAGACGUCCCACAGGGUGGAUUUCAUCAGCCAACACGUGGCAGGCCUGAGAGAACAAGAAAAGCGCAUUCGGGCCCUCGAGUCACAAGUCAAUUACUGCACAGUCAUCCUGUCCACCGUGGCGGACACACUGACCCGGGCCAACUCCGCGGGGCACCAGCCGCCUCCCAAAUGCCCAAGUAACGGCGGCGAAGGAGGAGGGGGGCAAAUGCCUCUCCAGGAGGAGGCCUCCAGCCCGUGACGUCCGAGGGGCAGCGGCGGGCACCUUUUCUGGCUCUGGUGAUGGCAGUUUCUCCAGCCUGAGACAUAUAGUAUCUACAAGUCGGGUCUUCCCUCGCCAGCCUUCACGAGCAAGGUCAGGCAGCUCCAACCCAGGAACCGGGGACGAGAGAGAUGACAGGUCCCAUGCGGUCGGUCAGCGGGAACCCGCAAUUGCCCCUGCCGUUCCCUGGCCUUUCGCAUCUGCUGUCAAACCUACUGGCACCUUUCUUCUUUUUUGUUUGCAAAUGAACUUGCUUCGUACUGAGAACUUCCUCAAAAAACACGAGCACUCACUCACUUUCUUUUUUUGAUCUGAUUCUUCUUGUGCAGCAAGAGAAUUGUAUGAAUGUUUCUACAUAUUGGGUUUAACAUCUAUUUUAACAUGUAUAAUUUCUAUUGGACCGCUUGCCAUCACAAGGCUCUACAAGGGUCAAUGUUGAAAAACUAUCCGUGCAUGUUUUGAAAAUAAAAAGCUGCAUUAAAAAAGCAAACAAACAUGAGUAUUUCAGCAUUCAGAGAGCAAAAAAGAAGAGAUGAAUUUUAAAGGGAAAUAGCAAAAUGGGGCGGCUUACAGACCUCCUGAGCCUUUUUUUGUCUUCUGUACACACAGAAUCACAUUGAGUCCCCGGGCACACGGCAUAGCUUUCCCAGGCUGUUUUUCCUCAUGCAUCCAGAUGACUGACCCCUUAAGACCUUGAAGUAUCAGCCUCUGUGGCUCUGGUCUCACAACAAUUCCAGCUUAGUUUCCCAUUAGCAGGGCUUGGGGUCCCAGUUGACCUGAGAGAUCCCAGGCUCUCUUCUGCUUCUCUUCCCACCCCAGUAAAUGCAUGCGACUGGGUCUGACAGAGACUUCACAAGAAGUCCUGUGGUGCAGAAGGGAUGAGGCCUCUAGAAAAACUCAGGAGGGAAUUGCCAAGAGGGAGAGUUAUCCCAAGUUACUCUUGGCUCCAUAAGAACGUAUAGACUUUUUCUCAAUGGAUAUAGAGGCUAAAUGGCCACUUGUCAAGUCAGGUCAAGCCAAUAAGUAUCUAUUAAACGCUGUAUUGCAGGCACUUGCCGAGCACUAGGGAUACAAAGGAAGGCAAAAGAUAGUCCCUACUUUCAGGGAGCUAACGGGGGACAGAGAACAUGCAAACAACUAUGUACAGACAAGAAGCAGACCCAAAGAUGAAGGAGAGGUCAUCACCAGAGAGAAGGCAGUAACAUUAAGGUGAAGAGCUGAUGGUGGUCAGGGAAGGCUUCCUACAGAAGAGAGAGUUUUUGCUGAGACUAGAAGGAUGCCAGAAAAGAAAGUCAGAGGUGCCCGAUUUCCACUCAUAUUCAUGAAGUCUGGUGAGCAAAGAAAGAAAAUUUCAAUGCCAGUCAUGGGGGACAGCCCAUGAAAAUGCUUGGAGUUGGGAGAACAGCUAAGAGACUGGUGCUGCUAGAGAGGAAGAUGGAAAGAGACUGGAAAAGGAGGAGGGGGUGGGUUAUGAAGAGUUUUGAAGAUCAAACAAUAUUUUGUGUUUAAUUUUGGGGGUAAUAGGGAGCCAGUGGAGUUUACUGAAUAAGGGAAUAAGAGUCAUAUCUGGGCUUUUGAAAAAUUGCUUUAAUGGCUGAAUAAAAGGAUGGCUUGGAGUGGAAAGAGAUUUAAAACAGGCAGAUUCCCUCCACAUACACCCCCACCACUUAGCAGCUAUUGCAACAGUUCAGGCAUGAGAUGAUGGAGGUCUGCACCAGGAUGGAGGGAAUGUCAGAGAAGAAAAGGGAGGGAGGGGACUGUUCUAGAAAUGUUGUAGAAGUGAAAUCAACCAGAGGUAUUGCGGAGGUGACAUCAACAAGAGAUGUCGCAGAGGUGAAAUCUACCAGAGAUGCCCAGAGGUAAAAUCAACAAGAGAUGUUGCAGAAGUGAAAUCAAUGAGAUAUAGAGACAAAAUCAACAAAAGAUGCUGCAGAGGUGAAAUCAACAAGAGAUGUUGCAGAGGUGAAAUUAAUAAAUGUUGCAGAGGUGAAAUCAACAAGAGAUACUGAAGUGAAAUCAACCAACGAUGCUGAACAGAUGAAAUCAAAGAUAUUGCAGAGCUGAAAUUAGCCAAAGAUAAUGCAGAAGUGAAAUCAACAAGAGAGUUGCAGAGAUGAUAAUAACAAGAGAGGCUGCAGAGGUGAAGUCAAUAUAUGUUGCAGAGGUGAAAUCAAGACAUUGCAGAGCUGAAAUUAGCCAAAGAUAUUACAAAAGUGAAAUAAACAAGAGAUGAAAUCUACCAGAGAUGAAGAGAUGAAACCAACAAGAAAUGUUGCAACGGUGAAAUCAACAAAUUCUGGACUUUGGGAUAGAUUAUCUGAGGAGUCCAGGAUGGUACCUGGGGUAGGCUCAGGGCUAGAAGGAUGGCGUUGUCCACCCCGGUAACAGAGAAGAUAGACAAUCUCCCUAACUCAGCUAUGGGUUUGAGGACAGUUGGUUUAGCCAGUUUGCUGAGAUGUUUUUGCCAGAGUAUGGUCACUGCAUACAACAGCUUCUUGUAACCACAGAUGAGAGAUGGGUGACGGUAAGCACCAAAAGGUUGAUGAGCAGCCCUGAAAAGGCCUUGGCAAGCCCUCACACAAGAGGAAGUGGUCCUCCCUUAACUUCCCUCAACAGAUGAGAACAAAUUGUUCCAAGGGCCGUGAAGCAGGUGCCGUGGAGCGCUUCGUGCUGGGCCAUCACCAGUAGUCCUGGCUUGUUUUAUUACUGAAUGUCAGUGACUCAGGGUGAAGCGGAUGGCUUUACGCUCCUUAGCAUCACUUAAAUCUAAUUCACACACAAGUCAAGACAUGACCCCGUGACAUCUUGGUCCUCAAAAAAGACAAUGUAGGGGAAAAGCUGGUGAAUUUGGUCACGGAAAUGUUGAGUUUAAGAUGUCUGUGGGACAUCUAUUUGGAGAUGUCCAGUUAACGGUCAGAGAUAGGAGGCUGAAGAUCCGCAGAGGGUUGGACAAAGAGCUUAGCUAGUAUAUUAGGGCUAGGAAUGCUUAGUGGGACUACAUAGCCCCUGAGGUCCCUCCAAACUCCCCCAAUUUAUCAUUCUGUCAUUUCUCCUUGGCCUUGAAAGACAGGACAAAUUGCAGAGAAGGCCUUGAUUGAGGGAGGGAGGGAAACCUCCACAAUGCUGGAAUGGUAAUGAGCUUCCCUCAGAUUCUCAUUCAUAAUGUAGCAGGAUACCAAGAGGGUAAAUGGGAGGAUACGAAGGGGCCCAUACAGCUUACCGUUUCUGGUGACCUGAGGGCCAGAAGGGUCUUGCCUCUUAUUUUCACUUAGUCCCAAUGCUCCUUAACCCUCAUCCACCUUGCUCUGACUGCAAAGACACCAACAGCAGCUUUUCUGGAAAGGAUCACCUGAAAUACACUGAGAUGUUGGUAACUAGAAACAUUUUCUCACCGAAUUAGACAAAACCUAAGAACGAUUGCACACGCAAUAGGUCUGCCUCUGGAUCUGGCCUCCCCUUCCAAGGCAACACACAGAUGAAAAGCUCCCAAGGGCAGGGGUCAUGGAGUUUCUCCCAUAUCCCCAAGCCAGUUAUAUAUACAGUGUGGGGGCUAGCUUCAGGAGUCAGUCCAUCCUUUCCUGGAAGAUAAAUUCAAACCAGACUCAAUCCCUUCGAGAACACUGAUGCUUCCCCCCCACACACACACACACCCUGCCCAACUGUUCUGAAAAAAUGAGGGUCUGAGCCCUCAGAGCAAUCAGCCUGAUUGCCUGGAGAUGUUGGCAGCCCCACUCCCCACACUGCCUCUUCCUGACAGCCUUUGGAUUAAUGCCCUUUUAUUAAAUUGAAUUUCUGGGAAAUCCGCCCCCCGGCCCCUGCUCCUGAUUGGCUCAGCAGAGGGCACAGUGCCAGGAAGGCACUUGGCAAAGCCGACUCACUUUUAUGCUUAGCACCCCUGGCCUUCCUCCUCCAACUCCUUGGAGAAC